CCGCCACCGCCGUAAUUUGCAAAAUUUAAAUAAACUAUUCUGAGGAAGAGAAAAUAAGAGAUUAUCUCAAAGCUUCAGAGAUUGACUAGAAAGACAGCUCAGCAGCAGCGGUAAGUUCAGUCUCAGUCGUGCUCUCUAAAAGAUCGAUGGUGGUUGUGGUCGAAUAGCUUAACAAAAUAAAAUAAAAAGAACAACAAUUAACACUAAACCUUGUUGUUCUCUGGUCGGUCAGUGCAGGUCAGAAGAUAACGAACCAGUCAAGGUCAGAGAUUAAAAGAAAGACUAAAAACAGAAAACAAAAACAAAAACGAAAACAUUUCCAAGUAAUUUCAAUGAUGUCUUCGAAAUGGAGCACCAACACUUAUAAAAGACAUGGCAUUUGUAAAAUGUCAACUGCAGGUGCAUUGAUUUUAUGCUCCCUUGUGCAGCUAUCAAUUGGACAGAAUUCAUGUAGAACCCCAGACAAUAGAAAUGGCAAUUGUAUCUCAAUACACAACUGUCCACGUCUCCUAACACUUAUCCAGCAACGUCCACUCCCAGCCGAGGACAGAAUAUUUGCCCAGAAAUCCCAAUGUCGAGGUGGAACUGGUCAAGCACCGCAUGUUUGUUGCACACCAAAUGAUUCUGUCUCCGGAAACGUUCAAAUUCCUACACCUGCUUCAACAGCAGCUGGAGCAGGUGGAGAAGGUGUUAUAUUACCUUCUGCCCCAAGAUGUGGACAAGCGGCUAUUGGUGAUAGAAUAUACAAUGGAAAUGACACUCUCUUGGAUGAAUUUGCUUGGAUGGUACUUCUGGAAUAUGCCAAAGGUAGUAGCAAGCCGCAAAUUAACUGUGCUGGAAGUCUAAUCAACCAGAGGUACGUCCUAACAGCAGCACAUUGUUUAACGGGAGCUAUUCUGCAGGCAUCUGGGAAAUUAGUUUCUGUACGAUUGGGUGAAUAUGAUAAGUCCAAGCCCAUCGAUUGCAUUGGAAAUGAUUGCGCAGAUCCUAUCGUUACAAUGGGCAUUGAAGAGUCAAUACCACAUCCCGAGUACGAUGACUCAAGUUCAAACAGGCAAAAUGAUAUUGGACUUAUACGUCUUGAUAGAGUUGUUACGUACAGUGAUUUUAUUAAACCAGUUUGUCUCCCGUCGGCAUUGGGGCUGCAACCAUCAAUUCGAACGGGUACUAAUUUAAUCGUAGCUGGUUGGGGCAGAACACUGAAUUCUCGACAAAGUGACAUCAAGCAAAAGCUCUACAUACCCUUAAAUGAUUUUGAACAAUGUUCUCAGAAAUUUGCAGCGAAACGUGUACAUCUUUCUACUUCUCAAUUAUGUGUGGGUGGAAAAUUCACUGAAGACAGUUGUGAUGGCGACUCGGGUGGUCCACUUAUGAUGGGAGAGGAUGCAACAAACUACGCAAUUGUAGGUAUAGUCUCGUUUGGAAACAAAUGUGGUCUUGAAGGAUGGCCAGGAAUUUAUACAAAAGUUUCUGAUUAUGAAGAUUGGAUAAGGAGCACUCUUCGACCUUGAAGUUAGAUUAUGUAAACCAAAAAUAGGAAAAACAAAAAUGUGUACAUAAUAUAAAUGUAGCUUUUAGCUUGGACAAUAUUAUUCAAUGGAAAUAAACGAAAUUUUGAUGAA
This is a messenger RNA of Eupeodes corollae, 1622 nucleotides long. RefSeq names its product serine protease 7-like. Lineage: Eukaryota; Metazoa; Arthropoda; Insecta; Diptera; Syrphidae. The coding region runs from base 333 to 1511 and encodes 392 amino acids. The record is from RefSeq and is a predicted model, not a curated record. The transcript has 5 exons. Gene Ontology annotation, biological process: proteolysis. Gene Ontology annotation, molecular function: serine-type endopeptidase activity.